Molecule: messenger RNA, 1557 nt
Organism: Cyclocybe aegerita
Lineage: Eukaryota; Fungi; Basidiomycota; Agaricomycetes; Agaricales; Hemipholiotaceae
Source: the annotation of a GenBank genome assembly
AUGAGGUCUUUCGCGGGGUUUGUCUCCCUCUCUAUCGUCUCGAGCGCCUAUGCAUUCAUUGGACCUAUCGCCAAUAUGCAUGUCGGUAAUAAGGUCCUCGCCCCCGACGGCUUUACUCGCUCGACUGUCCUAGCUGGCGCAAAUGCGGCCACGCUCGCGUUCCCCGGCCCAGUUGUUCGCGGUCUCAAGGGCAAUUUCUUCAAGCUCAAUGUCAUCGAUGCAUUGACCGACACGACUAUGUUGACUAGUACUUCCAUUCACUGGCACGGUCUCUUCCAAAAAGGAUCCAGCUGGGCCGAUGGCCCAGUCGGUGUGACCCAGUGUCCAAUUGCACCGGGGAACUCUUUCCUCUACGAAUUCAGAGUGCCGGACCAAGCGGGUACUUUCUGGUAUCACUCUCACCACUCCACCCAAUACUGCGACGGUCUCCGAGGUGCAAUGGUAGUGUACGACAUCCGCGACCCUCAUCGGAGCAGAUACGACUUCGACGACGAGUCCACGAUCAUCACGCUCGCCGACUGGUAUCACUCAGUUGCGCCGAGUGCGGGACUUGUGCCAACCCCUGAUUCCACCCUGAUCAACGGAAAGGGCCGCUAUGCUGGCGGGCCUACCGUUCCGCUCGAGGUCAUCCGCGUUUUGCCUAACAAGAGGUACCGUUUCCGCCUGGUGUCCAUCUCUUGCGAUCCGAACUUCACGUUUUCGAUUGAUGGCCACACCAUGACAAUCAUCGAGGUCGACGCAGUCAAUGUGACUCCACUCGUUGUGGACGAGAUCCAGAUCUUCGCCGGACAGCGCUACUCCUUUGUAUUGAACACCAACAGGCCGAUCGGCAACUACUGGAUCCGGGCUCACCCGAACAUCGGCCCGCAGGGUUUCGUAGGCGGUCUCAAUUCUGCCAUUUUAAGAUAUUGGGGCGCACCCAACGCCGACCCGACAACAACAUCGUCUGUCAGUAACCCCAUGCUGGAGACCAACCUCCACCCGCUCACAAACGCUGGUGCACCUGGUGUUCCGACCCUUGGAGCUGCUGAUGUCAAUAUCAACUUCGACAUUCUCUUCGACUUCGCCAGCUUGACAUUUAAUGUAAAUGGCGCGACUUUCCACCCACCCACCGUUCCGGUAUUGCUACAGAUCAUGAGUGGUGCUAUGACUCCUUCGGCAUUGCUUCCUCCCGGUUCAGUCUACGUCUUGCCGCCCAACAAGGUGGUCGAGCUCUCCUUGCCCGGAGGCUCCAUCGGAAGCCCUCAUCCUAUCCACCUUCACGGACACACCUUCGAUGUCGUCCGUAGUGCGGGCAGCUCGGUCUACAACUAUGCCAACCCUAUCAAGCGGGACGUGGUGAACAUCGGUGGUGCUGGCGACAAUGUGACCAUCCGAUUUGCGACCGACAAUCCGGGCCCAUGGAUCAUGCAUUGUCACAUCGACUGGCACUUCGAGAUUGGUCUUUCUGUCGUCUUUGCCGAAGAUGUUGUGACCGUGAAUACCGCGAACCCUCCCACUGCUUGGGACAACCUAUGUCCUAUCUACGAUGCUCUGCCACCGCAGACUUUCCCAUGA